AUGACACUCAAGCUCGACGCUCCCGGCGUCAACGAGCCCGAGUUGGCGCGGACGGCGGCGCCCCACGAGGUCUACCUCUCUUCCGAGGAGGACGGAUCCUCGUCCGCCGACGACUUCUCCGACUACGACUUUGACUCGGAGAGCGAGAUGGAUCCCGCCAACGCAACGACGGCGACGAGGAAGAGGAGCUACGAAGACAUUGCCAAGAUGGUGUCCGUCGUCUACUCGGGCAAGCCCACCGUCGUGCAAAUCACGACGACCAAGAGGUCCGCCACCCCUAGCUCGUCCUCCUCGUCCUCCACCUCCAGCCCCUCCUCGACCCCUUCCUCCGCCGCCGUCUCCCGCAUGUCGAGCCCCAACCUGGGCCGCCGGCAAUCCAGCUACACCCAGAGCUACUACCACCACCCUCCCCGCACCACCAGCCUCGCCCUCGAGGGCUUCACCCUCCACGCCAACUCCAGCCAGCCCGCCUUCCUCGGCAUCGACCCCUUCGCCGACGUCACCCCCGAGGAGGCCGAGGCCGGCCACACCUCCGCCUCGGGCCGGUCCCCUUCCGCCGUCUUCAAGAAGACGCUGGGCCUCGUCAAGAAGCGCAGCCGCCCGCUCCUCGUCACCACGCUCGGCAACUCGUCGCAGGCCCGCCUCGAUCUUGUCUCCUCCCCUUCGUCCUCGGCCCGGGACAACGCCAACGAGUCCCGUCCCGAAACGCCCGUCACUCCCUGA
Messenger RNA from Parascedosporium putredinis, 723 nucleotides. NCBI's taxonomy places the organism in Eukaryota, Fungi, Ascomycota, Sordariomycetes, Microascales, Microascaceae. The record is from the annotation of a GenBank genome assembly.